GCUACGGUAUCUGCGUUAGAAUAUCAAGGAUAGCAGCUCUGUGCACUGCGUUUGCAGACAAUAACAAUGCCAGUCGGCCUACCAUCAAACAAGUCCUUGAUCACGAUUGUUCUGGGAUCUUGUCCUGCUUGGUUUCACUGGGUCUUCGUUUCUUGCGCUCAUUUGUUCAUUUGAAUUCAUCAGCUUUGACAGUGCUUUGUUUCUGGUUAGAUGGAUGCAUUUACUGAUGAUCUGGUUGAUUAGGAAGAUGUUCAUCGGUGGUUUGAACUGGGAGACAACAGACCAGUCUCUGAAGGACUACUUCUCCCAGUUUGGUGAGGUCCAAGAGUGUACUGUCAUGCGGGACAGCGCUACUGGUCGCUCUAGGGGCUUUGGCUUCUUGACCUUCAAGGAUCCAAAGACAGUCAACACAGUGAUGGUCAAAGAGCACUACCUGGACGGGAAAAUUAUUGACCCUAAGCGUGCAAUCCCCCGUGACGAACAGGAGAAGACCAGUAAGAUUUUCGUUGGUGGUGUGAGCCAAGAGGCAACGGAGCAGGAGUUCAAGGAGUUCUUUACGCAAUUCGGCCGUGUUAUUGAUGCUACCCUGAUGAUUGACAAAGACACCGGACGUCCUCGCGGGUUCGGCUUUGUGACGUUCGACAGUGAAGCUGCUGUCGAGGCCGCUCUGUCCCGUCCCUUGGCCAUUUGUGGGAAGCCGAUCGAAGUCAAGAAGGCUCAGCCAAGAGGCAAUUUACGCGACGAGGAGGAUCGCAGGAACCGGCGCGGCAGAGAUUUCCGCGAUGGAGGUCAUGGUGGCGUCGAUGGGUCUCAGCAGCAACAGGGAAUGCAAGGGCAGGCGGGUAUGCCUGCAGGCUUGACACCACAGAUGAUGGCACAGUAUUGGCAACGUAUGCAGCAAUAUUUCGCCUUGAUGCAGCAGCAGAUGGCGGUUGCCGCCGCUCAGGGGCAAGGAAUGGGAGCCAUGGGAAUGGGAGCAAUGAACCCGGCCAUGAUGCAGCAGAUGCAACAGAUGCAGAAAAUGCAGCAGAUGCAGAUGGCCAACAAUCAGCAGCAGCAACCGCAGCAGCAGGGCAGCUUGAGCCCUCCCUCGCAAAGCCCAACCCCGCAGAUGCAGAACAUGAUGAACCCUGCAAUGAUGCAACAGAUGCAAAACCAGGUUCAAGGUAACAACAUGGGAGCUAUGCAGGGCCAGAUGGGCAACAACGCUGGCAACAUGAACAUGGGCGCAAACUACCCAGGCGCUCGGGGCGGGCCGGGCUAUAAUGCUCAAGAGCAGCUCGCUUUCGAGCAGCAGAAAUACGAGCAGCAGCAGCAACAACGUCGAGUCAUGGAGUCCCGGGCAUUCUCGCCAUAUCAACAGGGCGGUCCGACAUCGUGGGAGGGCAUGUACGACGAGGUCCCCCAGCCCAAUGUUCCCACUGGUCCUCAAGGCAUGAACCGAGCAGGCAGCAUUGGACGCGGAACAACACCACAGCCGACUCCGAGCGCCGCCCCUGCCAACGCCCCAACGGGCCCUAAAAAUGCUGGAAAGCCCGGUGCGAACUAUCGUGGCGGAGGUCGCGGAGGCCAUCGGGGUUUCCAUCCUUACUCUCGUGGAUAGGGUUGGAGCUCGGGGUCAUUGUCGAUUCUUACUUGCCCUCUCGCCUUCCUUUCUGUUUCAUCUCUCUGAUAUCUGGCUUCCAUUCUCAGUGGCCCUUCUUUUUCCGUUUGUUUCGUAUUUUCCUGUCUUCGCCUUAAAAACAGGUUCGAUCCGAUCUAGGAUAUUUGCUCGGUUUCUCCUCCAAUCUGCGUACCGCAGAGUGGAAAUCUG
Molecule: messenger RNA, 1813 nt
Organism: Aspergillus novofumigatus IBT 16806
Lineage: Eukaryota; Fungi; Ascomycota; Eurotiomycetes; Eurotiales; Aspergillaceae
Product: RNA-binding protein
Exons: 4
Coding region: 215-1603 (462 amino acids)
Molecular function (GO): RNA binding
Source: RefSeq, a predicted model, not a curated record